Messenger RNA from Adineta steineri, 207 nucleotides. The record is from the annotation of a GenBank genome assembly. NCBI's taxonomy places the organism in Eukaryota, Metazoa, Rotifera, Eurotatoria, Adinetida, Adinetidae.
AUGGAAAGAAUAAAAGCUGAUAAAAUAGCAAUAUCACUUAAAGACCUAAAUGAUUGUAUUAAUGAAUAUACAAUUGUUUUUAAACUUAGAAAAAUGAAUGAAUUAAUUAUUUUAAAAUAUAAAAUAAUUAAACCAGGUACAACUGCAACAGUUUUUAAUGCUCUUAGUACAGCAACUUUUUCCAAAUUAACAAAAAAUGCAACAUAA